AUGAGUUUGAAAAGAGGCCACUCAUGUGUCCUCUGCCAGCAACGCAAGGUCCGCUACGACCAGCAGAAACCCUGCGCCAACUGUGUUCGGGCACAGGUUGAGUGCGGAGUCGUGGCUCCGCAGCCCGUGAGGAGGAGGAAGAAGAAGCUGCACGAACGGGAUCUGGUCGAACGGCCGCAGAAGCAUGAGAUACUCAUGGCCCAGAAUGUAUCGCACCAGCUACGCUACGACCUGCUGCACAGUUCGUCCGAUGAAGGAUACGAGCGCCCUACGACGGACCACGCCUUCGAUACCAUGUUCAGCGAUGCUACGGAUGGCUUCCCCUGCUUUCUCGGUGGCUCAGGCUUCCCGACUCACAUUACCCAUCCACAUCCACCAGCCAUCCAGACCUUCCAGCUGUGGCAGGUGUACAUCAAUAACGUCGACCCUCUCCUGAAGAUCAGUCAUGUUCCAACGCUGCAGACCCAGAUUGUGGGUGCAGGCGCCGACUUGGAGAACACCUCCAGGCCUCUCGAGGCCCUGAUGUUCUGCAUCUACCUCAUAGCAGUCAAGUCGAUGCCCGAGGACGAGGUCCAGAUGGCCCUUGGGGAAGUCAUCCUGCUGAACCGGUACAAUGAGGCUGCGCAACAGGCCUUGAUCAAUGCUAGUUUCUUCAGUGCAGGACGCGAUGUCGACCCUCGAUCUCUCUUCUGCUUGAUUGGUAUUGCUGUACGCGUAGCCACUCAUCUAGGCCUGCAUCGAGAUGGCGCCCAGCUUGGUCUGUUCCCCUUCGAGACAGAGCAACGGAGGCGACUUUGGUGGCAGCUCAUUGUCCUCGACCAACGAAUGGCCGAGAUGACCGGUUCUGCUAUCAUGGCUCUCUCGUCUUCUGGCGCAGAUUGUCGAUUGCCUCUCAAUGUAAACGAUACGGACCUUCACCCGCAUGCUGAGGACUUCCCGAGACCUCAUACAAGGCCAACGGAAAUGCUUCUCUGCCUCACGCGUAUUGAGCUCACCAUCGCCGCUGCUACCCUACAGCCAUUAGAAAUCAACAUCAACAUGAGCUUCGAAAUCCUCACCCAACAUCAUCCCCUGGUCCUGGCACUCACGAAGCAACUACACGUCGGCCAUCGCUCCACAAUCCGGAUCAGGAUCAGGACAACUACACCUACAUCGAACCCGUCUACCUUAAAAAAGGUCUACCGAUGUAUAAGGAGCGCAGAGAAAACGAAUUUAUAA
Monascus purpureus is the source of this 1218-nucleotide messenger RNA. The record is from the annotation of a GenBank genome assembly. NCBI's taxonomy places the organism in Eukaryota, Fungi, Ascomycota, Eurotiomycetes, Eurotiales, Aspergillaceae.